AUGCAAUUUCCGAGUUUCCGUCAACCUUAUGUUCUACUUGAACCCAAAUUAAACAGAUUUCGACAAAUACACUCAGUUGCAGAUCAGAACGGAAAGGCACGAGUUGUGGUGAAAUAUCAAUGUACCGGUAGGGUUGAUAACAUAUAUAACGUUCCUCUGCUGACAAUUCCUGUACAAGGUUUCCUCGAAUACACCCGUUCGUGUAUCAACUGGGUUUCCACAGGAGACUCAGCUGAAACUCUCGUUUACGAUAUUCUUCAACUGAAUAUCCUGCACUAA
Molecule: messenger RNA, 279 nt
Organism: Opisthorchis viverrini
Lineage: Eukaryota; Metazoa; Platyhelminthes; Trematoda; Opisthorchiida; Opisthorchiidae
Exons: 2
Coding region: 1-279 (92 amino acids)
Source: RefSeq, a predicted model, not a curated record